Molecule: messenger RNA, 1169 nt
Organism: Cydia strobilella
Lineage: Eukaryota; Metazoa; Arthropoda; Insecta; Lepidoptera; Tortricidae
Product: protein disulfide-isomerase A5-like
Exons: 9
Coding region: 5-1141 (378 amino acids)
Source: RefSeq, a predicted model, not a curated record
AAACAUGAAGCGAGAAGUUUUACUAAUGGUACUAAUUUCUUACGCCGUGGCUCAGCUUAUGCUCAGACCGAUCAAAGUAAUUAACGUGGAAAGCCUGGUAGACCUACAUGCUAGACUAAAAGAUGCUGGCGACAAGCUGGUGGUGAUCGGGUUCCUGCCUAGAGCUUGUCCGCACAGCGUGAAGAUCACUCCACAGUUCGAGAAACUGGCGCUGCAGUAUGCUCACUUUGUCGUCUUUUUGAGGGUGUAUGAAGACCACGAUGACAUAUUCAUCGAGUACAACGUAAAGUCAGUGCCAUCAUUUAUCUUCGUUAGGAAGUCCGAGCCACUGAGCAGGCGCUCAGGCAACAUCGAAGAUAUUGUGAAUGUAAUAGAGUCGGUGAAGGCAGAAGAUCAACUACUUAACACUCUUAAUACGACACAGACUUUGGACACAGGGGGCGUCUUAUAUGACGUUGAAUGUCAUGACGACAUGAAAGGGCGGCUAACAGAAGCGAAGGACAAGCUUGUGGUGCUCGCCUUCCUACCAAGCUACUGUGCUCACAGCUAUAUGAUGAUUCCAGAGGUUCAGGAGCUUGCCAAGAUGUAUGCUAAGACCACCUCGUUCCUUAGGAUCAAGGAAGACCAUGAUGACAUAUACGAAAUAUUUGGUAUACACACAGUACCGACAUUUAUCUUCAUGCAGAAUAAGAAGAAACUCUUGGUGCGCACUGGGGCCAGCGUCAAACAACUUGCGGACGCGUUGGAGGCUGUGCUAACUGGCGACUACACCUCGACCACAACCACCACACAGGCGCCAUUGAGCCACAUAAUCGACAUAACCAGCCCGCAACACCUGAACGUAACGAUGUCCACGGCCGGCAACAAGUUGGUGAUCCUCGCGUUCAUGACUAAGUGGUGUUCUAAAUGUAAGAAAAUUGCUCCCAAGAUUGAGGCCAUGGCGGAUGAGUAUUACGGCUCUGUCAUGUUUUUGAAGAUUGAUGACGAUAGUGAAACGAAAGAGCUCUACACGAAGUACAACAUUCAACGCGUGCCAACAUUUGUCUUCAUACGGAACUCCAAAAAGCUGAACCAAUACGAGGGAACAUGGUACGAGAAAAUCAGAACGCGUAUAGAAUUGCAAGAUUUUCUAAAUUUUUGAUCAAGAAGAAGAAAAGAGCGAAAGUGGA